Messenger RNA from Gadus morhua (Atlantic cod), 4249 nucleotides. Its product is annotated as neuronal acetylcholine receptor subunit alpha-7. The transcript is spliced from 10 exons. The coding region runs from base 890 to 2950 and encodes 686 amino acids. Gene Ontology annotation, cellular component: postsynaptic membrane. Lineage: Eukaryota; Metazoa; Chordata; Actinopteri; Gadiformes; Gadidae. Gene Ontology annotation, molecular function: transmembrane signaling receptor activity; acetylcholine-gated monoatomic cation-selective channel activity. Gene Ontology annotation, biological process: monoatomic ion transmembrane transport. The record is from RefSeq and is a predicted model, not a curated record.
UUGUGGUUGUUAUUAAGUCUAGUCCAUGAACCUUUUAAGGUCUCAAGAACGAUCUGUUUUUCCGAUUUCAUGUAAUAGCCAACGACCUUCUGAGGGGCAUUCCUGAACGCUCUUAUUUCGGAAGAAGGGAAGGUCUACGAAAAGACACAUAAGAGUUUCGGAACCUCCGAGCCGUUUUGAAGGCGGAAUUAAUUUGUGGGGCGUCCGUUUUGUUUACUCCGCUGGAGUGAUCGCACAUGUCAGCACAUGUCCUCUGGUUUGAUCUUUGACACGGCAUGGGUACACACGACACGACCAAGGGAUUAUUUUGGAAAACACUGGGGAAUGUCCUGGGAUAUGUUGCAAAAAUAUUGAUUGUCAUUGAUUUACAACGGAUGUUGAUGUAAAUUAUGGUUGAUGUUGAAAUUUUGGGCAAAAAAAACACGGUGUUUUGAUCGCUUCACGUUUUUUAAGGCACCAUUUGUAAAUCAUCGAGGACCAAGUCCAAGUAGCAUUUUCAAUAUAACGCCUGCUGCUCAUAUGGAUUGAGAAGCGCACUGCGCUGUUGUGUCCAGCAGGGGGCGGCAGCGCGCAGUUAAUCCGCGAGGUCAAACCAGAACAUGACAGCAAUUUAUUCAUCAAAUAAAAAAUAUAUUUAUAUCACGAACAGAGAACACGUGAAAAAUGAUUGGACGAGGUUUUAUGCAUAGUUGUACCUGUGCACUAAUUAAUCAAAGGCUUAUAAUUGUUCCUACGUCAUCCUACUUAAUAAAGCAAGCAAUUUGUUUGCUUGAUUGAGGUUCUUUAUUAAAUGUAUCCUAAGAUUAAAAGAAGAAAAAUCUGUGGAUAUUAAAUACUUGGCAGAACGCGUUAAAAACAACGUAUUAGUGAGGAAAAAUGGAACAUUUUCAUGCAGAUAUGUUUCCCUGUUAAAAAAUCGAACUUUCCUCUCGGUUACUCCCUGCGUCGUUUCUGCCUCCUCAUUCUUUACCGCCUCCUCUCCAUCCCUGAUACCUCCGCUGUUUUCUUUUUGUUUUUUCCCUCCCUCUCCCUCGCCUCUUCCUUCCUAUCUCCUCCCCUUUUAUCCAUUGCUGUAGGGAAGUCCAGUAUGAGGCAGGCUCCGGAUCUCUGGCUCCUUACACUUGCAGCACUGCUCCAGGUGUCAAAGCAGGGCCCUCACCAAAGGAAUCUGUUGAGGGAGCUUCUGAGGGACUACAAUCCCAUGGAGCGGCCGGUGGCCAAUGACUCCAACCCACUCAUCGUGAAGUUCUCCUUCAUCCUGAUGCAGGUCAUGGAUGUGGAUGAGAAGAACCAGAUUUUGACCACAAAUGCCUGGCUGCAAAUGCAAUGGUAUGACCACUACCUCCAGUGGAACCAGUCUGAGUAUCCUGGAGUCAAGAACCUUCGCUUUUCUUCUGACCAGGUCUGGACCCCCGACAUCCUGAUGUACAACAGUGCUCACGAUAAGUUUGACGCCUCCUUCAAGACCAAUGUGUUGGUGAACUCCAGUGGCUUCUGUGAGUUCCUGCCUCCAGGGAUCUUCGUCAGCACGUGUUCCGUGGACGUGACCUGGUUUCCUUUCGACAUCCAGCGCUGUGAAAUGAAGUUCGGCUCGUGGACCUUCGACGGCUGGCACCUGGACAUGCAGAUGAAGGAGGCCGACAUCUCAGGCUUCAUGCCCAACGGGGAGUGGGACCUGCUGGAGGUACCCGGGACUCGUAACGAGAACUUCUACGACUGCUGCGCGGCGCCCUACCCGGACGUGACCUUUGUGGUGACCCUGAGGAGGCGGACCCUGUACUACGCCCUCAACCUGCUCAUCCCCUGUGUGCUGCUCUCCUCCAUGACCCUGCUUGGGUUCCUGCUGCCUGCCAACUCCGGGGAGAAGAUCAGCCUGGGCAUCACCGUUCUCCUCUCCCUGACUGUCUUCAUGCUGAUGGUGGCUGAGAUAAUGCCUGCUACCUCAGAUUCAGUUCCCCUCAUCGGCCAGUACUUUGUCAGCACCAUGGUGAUCGUGGGAAUGUCCGUUGUGGCGACCGUCUUCGUGCUUUGCUUCAACCAUCACGACCCCAACAGCGGGGACAUGCCCAAGUGGGCGCAGUUGGUUCUGCUCCAGUGGGUUCCCUGGUUCCUGCGCAUGAAGCGGCCGGGUGAGACGGCGGACCUCCCUCCACCCAUUCCCACUCACGUCAGCUCCCAGAGCAAGGGCUUGUCCUCGCCCACCACCACCGCCACCACCGCCACCACCCCCAACCCGGCCCCCACCAUCUUCCCGCAGACCCUCAGCUUCUUGCAGGCCCGGCUGGCCCAGCUGAGCCCCCCGAGCCACCCCCCACCCCCCGGCCGGCCCGGCACCCAGCAGGCCGCCCAGAGAGACGUCAGCCCCGGCUCCCAGCCGCCGCAGCCCAACGGACACCUGCCCUACAUGGGCUUCCAGCCAUACCCCGCCCCGGAGCUGAGGAAUUGCAGCAUCAGCCGGGGGAGGGCUGCUGCUGGGGGAGGAGACGCCAUGGGAGGGAGAGGAGGAGGGGGAGGAGGAGAAGGAGAAGGAGGUGGAGCGAAUGGAGACACACCACCAACCCUACACCACCACCCAGUGCCCCCGGGGUUCGAGGUCGCCACACACCUGCCCCCCGUGUCCCCACCCUUCGAGUCCUCCAUUUGCCCCGGGGGCUGCCUGGAGGUGGGAGGUGAGGGGAGCGUGGGGGGGAUGCACGCCCAGUGCUGCGCGCUCCAGCCAGACUCUGUGGACGGACAGCUGCAGGCCCUGCUGGAAGAGGUGCGCUACAUCGUGGAGCACAUCCGGGAGCAGGACCGGCAGCUGAGUGUGGCGGAGCAGUGGCAGUUCGCCUCAGCCGUCAUCGACCGCCUGUGCUUCAUCGGGUUCAGCGUGUUCAACGUCAUCUGCACCAUAUCCAUCCUCAUGGCCGCGCCCAACUUUGCAGAAGCAGCAUCCAAAGACUUUCUGUGAGCCGAGGCUGUUGCUGAGACGAGUAUUUGGAGAGAUGACACACGGGAUGGGAGGGGGUUUGAAGAAGGGCUAAAGGAAUGCUAAUCAAUAAAAUACAAAAGCACACACGCUUUCACUGACACACAUGUUCAUUUUUCACAGACAUGGGAAGCACUGUGCCACAGUUAGAAAGACCUUGGAAAACAUGGAGAAUAGCAGAGUUUUUUUUAAGUUCAGUUUAGUCUCACACAUACUGUAUAUCUUGUUUACUGGGUUAAAAAAACAUUGAAGUCAUUUUAAAUGGUUGUAUGUUAUCUGCAUGACAUGGUACCAUCACAAGGGCAAUCUGUGCAAUUCCUGUUGCCUGAUAUGAAUACAUCGUAUGCAGCCAUGCAUUCAGCAUUUUUGCACAUUUCUCAGUUCUCACCCAAACCAUGUUAUUCAACAUCCAUGGGUUGAAGAAUAUUUAACAGUAGAAGAAGCUCCAUGUGUUAUAAGAAGACCCUGUUAAUAAGGUACUGAGGACUAGAAUAACCAGGUCCACCAAAAGAGAGCCCACUGUAUGUGAUUUGCUUACAGUACAUGCCAUGUUGACAAAAGCUGGUUUUGUUUCAGAAACUCAUACGUUUUGGUAUUUAUCACCCUGACCUCUGCCUUAUGUCCUUCAUGCUGCAGCAGUUACUGCUGAUUAGUUAAUAGAAAUUUGAGCAGUAGGUUUAUUUGGGGCUUGAAGGACACAUUAUCUACAAGACUGGUUUUACCUGGGCCAUUUCUGCUGUUCUUACCUUCUCUUAUCCUUCCAUUUUGGUAAAAUAGUCAUGUUUCAAAAUGUAUAGUGUAGCGAUUUUUAGUGCAGCAUUUAUUUGCAGAAUUUCUGUGCAGCCAUCAAUCUUUUUUUAGUUUUUGUUGUUAGUGUUGAAGCAUGAAAUCUGUCAUUCACAGAUUGUACAAUGUUCUUUUAUUUUUUAUAUAUUAUUUUAUGUGGACACAUUAUAGCUGAUUAACCUAUUCUGUUGAUGAAAAACAUGCUUCCAUUCAAUUCAGGGUUUUGAUUCAUAAAGUAAAAGAGUAUAUUGCGUUCAGAUUGAUGGCUGUGAAGGGAUGUCCGUUCAACACAUGGUUAACAUUUAAAGAAAACAACUGCAUAUACUGUUUAAAAUAAUGUAACGAAUAAAACACAAAAGCCCACUUUCAGCCACAUGAGAGGCCAGACCUCCACGACCUCAUCCCCCGAUUCCUGGAAGGGAUCUUUAGAUGAAUCUUGACUUGAAAUGGGACCUGAAACCGACAGCGCUAUAAACAUGCUGCCAUUGCAAUUAA